Messenger RNA from Scophthalmus maximus (turbot), 1281 nucleotides. It is a transcript of the gene entr1, whose product is annotated as endosome associated trafficking regulator 1. Gene Ontology annotation, cellular component: early endosome; centrosome; ciliary basal body. Lineage: Eukaryota; Metazoa; Chordata; Actinopteri; Pleuronectiformes; Scophthalmidae. Bases 157 to 978 code for a protein of 273 amino acids. Gene Ontology annotation, biological process: positive regulation of protein localization to cilium; regulation of cytokinesis; positive regulation of cilium assembly. The record is from RefSeq and is a predicted model, not a curated record. The transcript is spliced from 9 exons.
AUGUGAUGGUGGCAGCCAAUGGGAGGUCAGAGGACGGGUCACAUGAUGAAGGAGCGGCCUGCUGUGUUUCCGGGUCUGGAGACAGAGGGACCGGGACCGGGAGGACGACGAGACCGAUGACGUGAUGGAUCAGUGACUUGGUCCAGCUGCGUCAUCAUGUCGGGACGGAGGAGCCGCAAGACCCUGAUCAUCACCGACGAUGAGGUGGUGCAGGAGGAGCAGAACCCGUUCUCCUUCAGAGAGUUUCUACGCUGGAAGAACCUGAAUCGGGAUCAGGACCAGGAUCAGGACCAGGUUCAGGACCAGGAUCAGAACCAGGACCAGGUUCAGGACCAGGACAAGACACAAAGCAAGGAGGAGGAGGGGCAGGGCUUCCAGUGCGGUGUAGACAGCACCUCCUCCCUGUGCACAGAGGAAGAGGAGGAUGAAGAGGAGGAGACCAGGUUCCAGCAGGGAGGCGAUGACGAGACCUGCAGGGGGAGGAGCCACAUACAACAGUUGAAGCAGGAGAACAUGGUGUUGAGGAGAACCAUCGAAGAGCUGCAGAGGAGAUCAGAUGUUAAUGAACGCAGGGUGCAGAAGCUGAGUGAGGAGCGUCUCCAGAGGAGGAGUCAGGACGAGAAGGAGGCGCAGGAUCUGGAGACCAUGAUUCACUGUGUGGAGCAGAACCUGCAGCUGAUGACGAAGCGAGCGGUGAAAGCAGAGAACACUGUUUCCAAACUGAAGGCGGAGCUUCAGCAGCUACAGGUGGAGGCGGAGUCUCUGCGGGUGGAGAACGACGGUCUGAAGGCGUCAGAGUCUCACAUCAUCACGACCAUGAGACAAAACGCACAGGUGGCGUCUGAGCACCUGGACAAGACAGCAAGCCACGCCCACUCCUCCAUCCGGCAGCUGUUGGGGGGGGCGGAGUCUCUGCGUCUGGUCUCUCAGCUGCUUCAGUCCAUCGAGAACGUUUCCUCUGUCGACUCUGAGUCGUGACCUUCGUGACCUUAGGACGUCGUCUGGACCUGCGAUGGACACGAGGACGUGGUUGUCAUGGAAACAGAACACAAAGGACAAUGUAUGAGGUCAGAGGUCAGCAGGUCUCAGCGUGUCCAUCAUUCCUCGCCUGUGCCGUACUCUGAUGACAUCACAGCGGCUGGAGGGCUGGUGGUUCCUGAUUGGUAGGUUUGUUGGACAGUGUCUGGUCUUGAGCGCAGACGGAACGUGACAGAACACAAACGGAACACGGGAUGUUUGUCUGUGAAGCUGUAAACUUUAUUAAACCACUUUGUUACUUUA